Saccostrea cuccullata (small rock oyster) is the source of this 1495-nucleotide messenger RNA. Its product is annotated as platelet endothelial aggregation receptor 1-like. Gene Ontology annotation, molecular function: scavenger receptor activity. Lineage: Eukaryota; Metazoa; Mollusca; Bivalvia; Ostreida; Ostreidae. The record is from RefSeq and is a predicted model, not a curated record. The coding region runs from base 32 to 1495 and encodes 487 amino acids. The transcript is spliced from 6 exons.
UUCAAAUUUCUAUUUUACUUUUGCUUUCAAAAUGGAUGUCCUUUGGAGGAUGUGGAUUUUUCUAUUACUCAGAAAUUUUCACUGUGAUGCCGUGGUCCCAUGCAGUCCUAACUGUAUAGACAUGGAAUUCGAUGGGAAUGGAAUUUGCACCCGUGGGUGUAUCGAAGGAUACUGGGGAAAUAAAUGUCUAAAUGAAUGUCCAUCUUCUUGUUCCAGAAGAGUCUGCAAUCGAACUAACGGGCUGUGUUCCUCCUGUAAAGAGGGGUAUUAUGGACAGAGAUGCGAAAAAGAAUGUUAUUUGUUUAUUAGAUGCUAUAAACGAACAUGUGCGCAAGACAGUGGGUACUGUAGAAUGGGAUGUGUACCGGGUUAUUAUGGGAUUUUCUGUGACAACUCUUGUGGAAACUGCAGCAGUGAUACAUGUGACAAAUCAAAUGGACAUUGUGGGACCUGCAAUAAAGGAUUUUAUGGAGAAAAGUGCGACAUGAAAUGCAGUAACACUUGCUUUAAUCAGGAAUGUAGAAAAAUAAAUGGACACUGUAGUAAUGGCUGCUACAGGGGGUUUUAUGGUUCAUCCUGUGAAGCGCCAUGUAGUAGGAAUUGUGCAAAAAUUGAAUGCCUUCAAAGUGGAGUUUGUAUUGGCGGAUGUAAACCAAAUUGGUCAGGAGAAAAAUGCGACAGAUGUGAAUUCGGACACUACGGACCAGAUUGCUCCAAGCUAUGUAGUGUUAAUUGUAAAAGACGAACUUGUGACGAUGUAACUGGAUCCUGUACAUAUGGAUGUAUAAAUGGGUUCUAUUCAGAUAAAUGUGAAAAGAGUUGCAGUUUAUCAUGUCCGUCAACUUUUAAUAGAAACUCAGAGGAAUAUGAAGGCGAAUGUCCGGUUGGAAAAUAUGGAACAUAUUGCAAUAAAACUUGUAAAUAUAAUUGUAAAAUGGGAUGCAGUAAAUUCAGUGGAUUAUGCGAUUUUGGAUGUAUAACCGGGAAAUUUGGAGUUGAUUGUCUCCAAAACUGUGCUGAUGGGUGUUUAUCCGGUUGUCUUCAAGAAGAUGGUAGUUGCGCUUGUAAAUUAGGAUGGCAGGGUCAAAAAUGUGAUGAAUGCAGCCAAACUCAUUACGGACCUCAAUGUGAUCAGCUAUGUAGUCCAAUGUGUUUAAACAGAAUCUGUUUUUCAAACAACGGGUCGUGUAUGAGGGAAAUCCAAAGCAAUCUUACAGAUGACAAACCUUUUUCUGAAAUCAACGAGAAGUUAGAGAACUGUUCAACAGCUCUCUAUGAAGUUAUUGCAACGCUCUUCAUAAGUAUUAUUGUCAAUAUUGUUCUUAUUUUGAGGACUAUCAGGCAAAAUUUUUCUCACAAAGAAAAGCAGGAAACCAGACGACAAAAUUCAAUACGAUAUGCUAACACAGCUAUGUAUGCCGAAGUGGAAGUUAACGCGGGUUAUCCAGAAGUUGGACAAUUGAGUCAACCUUCUCAUUAUGAUGAACUCAAGUGA